AUGCAGACAUCAAGAGCAAGACUUUUCAAGGAAUACAAAGAAGUGCAGAGAGAGAAAGUAGUUGAUCCUGAUAUUCAACUUGUUUGCGAUGAUACAAACAUAUUUAAGUGGACGGCUCUUAUAAAGGGGCCUUCAGAGACUCCUUUUGAAGGUGGUGUUUUUCAGCUUGCUUUUUCAGUUCCCGAGCAGUAUCCUAUGCAACCCCCUCAAGUUCGGUUCUUAACCAAAAUAUUUCAUCCAAAUGUACAUUUCAAGACGGGUGAGAUUUGCCUAGAUAUCUUGAAGAAUGCUUGGAGCCCGGCUUGGACCCUGCAAUCGGUUUGCAGGGCUAUAAUUGCACUGAUGGCUCAUCCAGAGCCUGACAGUCCACUAAAUUGUGAUUCAGGCAAUCUUCUCCGAUCUGGGGAUAUCAGAGGAUACCAAUCCAUGGCCAGGAUGUAUACCAGACUAGCAGCCAUGCCGAAGAAGGGGUGA
This is a messenger RNA of Striga hermonthica, 474 nucleotides long. The record is from the annotation of a GenBank genome assembly. NCBI's taxonomy places the organism in Eukaryota, Viridiplantae, Streptophyta, Magnoliopsida, Lamiales, Orobanchaceae.